AUGGAAACUGAUUCGGACUCCGACGGCUCUCACGUCUCCGCCACCCCUCCCAGAGACUCUAAUCCUCCGUCGCCGCCAUCAUUAUUGAAACUUCCUCGGAGGACUCUUUGCAACUCCUCCAAAUCCAAAGUUAGAGUCAAACCAUCCUCUCGCUCAGAAUCCGAAAAAACAACUAAACCUACACCCUCUCAACCGGACCCACGGCCACCCAACCCUACUCCCCUCCAAACUCUACCCUUCCAGAUUCGCCGUCCAUUCACUCAAAAUUUCUCGACCUCGGUCACCGAUUCCCUCGAAACCGUUCCAGCUGGCUUCUUCUCAAAACACGCGUCCUUCUCAAAAAUCCAUAAAACCUCUCUCAAUUUCGAAAAUGACCAAUCUCUCCCUCCUCCAUCUAAUCCGGAAACUUCUGAAAUCAAAAGUGAUGUUGUCAAGGUGAAGAAACAGAUUAAUUUGGUCAGCGUGGAUGUGCCUUUGCCGCCGGUGAAAUUACGAAAAUCUAGCGGAGAAGGUAACUUCGUGAGGUUGAAUUUGACUCGCGGGAAACGUAAAUUCGUUAACAAAGGUACAAGAACCAAAAACAGUUAUGCAUCAUCCUGUGGUAGGAAAUCUUAUAGGAGAAGUAAGUCAAAAUUAAAUAAAAAGGAACAGAAAAAUUUAAGUGGUGAAGAAGAAGAUCUAGUAAUUGAAGCCGCGCAACAGAAUCAAAAGAAAAGAAAAUUAGCAAGUGAUUUAGUUGAUGAGGCAGUGAAAGCAGUUAAAAAUGAGGCGUCUGAUGAGAAUCUAGUGAGCUUGUUGAAGCUUGUGUACGGUUAUGAUUCAUUUCGUGAUGGACAGUUGGAGGCAAUUAAGAUGGUGCUUGAAGGAAAAUCAACGAUGCUGGUUUUGCCAACUGGUGCCGGGAAGUCGUUGUGUUAUCAGAUACCGGCGAUGGUUUUACCAGGAUUAACUCUGGUUGUCAGUCCGUUAGUAGCGUUAAUGAUUGAUCAGUUGAGACAGCUGCCUCCUGUGGUUCGAGGCGGUCUUUUGAGUAGCGGUCAGAAACCUGAAGAGGUUACUGAGACGCUGAGGUUGCUUCAAGAAGGUGUCAUAAAGGUGCUUUUUGUUUCUCCAGAAAGGUUUCUAAAUGCAGAAUUUUUGUCAAUAUUUUCUGCUACUUUGUCUAUAUCAGUUAUUGUUGUGGAUGAAGCUCAUUGUAUAUCAGAAUGGUCACACAAUUUUCGGCCCUCGUACAUGAGGCUUAGGGCGUCUUUACUUCGAGCAAGACUCAAUGUUGAGUGCAUUCUUGCAAUGACUGCAACUGCCACAGUCACUACUUUGCAUGAUGUUAUGUCUGCUUUAGAAAUCCCAGCUAGCAAUCUCAUUCAAAAAGCCAUAUUAAGGGACAAUCUACAAUUAUCAGUAUCUUUGAGUGGAAACAACAGAACGAAAGAGCUGCUAAGGUUAAUCAAUUCUUCUCCCUUCACGGAAGUUCAAAGUAUUAUUAUAUAUUGCAAAUUUCAGUUUGAAACUGAUCUUAUAAGCAGAUACUUAUGCGAUAACAAUAUCUCCGCAAAGAGUUACCACAGUGGAAUCCCUGCUAAGGAUCGCAGCCGUGUACAGGAUUUGUUUUGCUCUAACAAGAUCAGAGUGGUCGUUGCAACUGUGGCAUUUGGCAUGGGACUUGACAAGAGGGAUGUUGGAGCGGUAAUUCACUACAGCAUGCCAGAAAGCUUGGAAGAGUAUGUUCAGGAGAUAGGACGUGCUGGACGAGAUGGGAGGUUGUCCUAUUGUCAUCUCUUUUUUGAUGAUAUCAUAUACUUCAGGCUCCGUAGUCUUAUGCAUAGCGAUGGAGUAGAUGAAUAUGCUAUAAACAAAUUCCUCUGUCAAGUUUUCUCGAAUGGCAAGAAUUCCUGUGGGAAAAUUUAUUCAUUAGUCAAGGAAUCAGCCUCUAGGAAAUUUGAUAUGAAGGAAGAGGUGAUGCUUACUCUUUUAACGCGCUUGGAGUUGGGUGAAGUACAAUACUUGCGUCUACUCCCACAGCUAAAUGCAACUUGUACUUUGAAUUUCCAUAAGACCACUCCAACAUUGCUUGCUGACAAGGAUAGUGUCGUCUCAGCAAUUCUAAAGAAGUCUGAGAUUAAACAAGGGCAAUAUGUGUUUGACAUUCCUACUGUAGCAAACAGCAUUGGGGCUACAGCUACUGAUGUAUCAAAUCAGUUGCUGAAUUUAAAGUUGAUGGGAGAAAUAACAUACGAAUUGAAGGAUCCUGCCUAUUUUUAUACAAUUGUGGAGCUCCCUAGUGAAUUUUGUACUCUUUCAGCACAUCUUACAAAAUGGUUAUCAGAGGUCGAAAUUUGCAAGGUAACCAAAUUGGACACAAUGUUCAAUGCUGCAGUUUUUGCUGUGAACAUGUGUGAGAAGGCACAUGGCUGCUAUGGUUCACAACAUACCCCUUGCUUGCAAAAGAAGAUUUUGGAUUACUUUAAGGGAGAUGGUGACUGUAAUGUCCCUGAUAAGAUUGGUCAGAGCAGCCCAUUUCUACGAGCAGAUAUAAAGGUGUUUCUGCAGAGUAACUCACAUACGAAAUUUACCCCUAGAGCUGUUGCAAGGAUAAUGCAUGGCAUUGCAAGUCCAGCAUACCCUUCUACAACUUGGUCUAAAACUCAUUUCUGGGGAAGAUAUAUGCAAAUAGAAUUCCAAGCCGUAACGGAAGCAGCAAAGACAGAGCUCUUGAAUUUUGUUGGGAAGAAUGUGCCUUAGCUGCUUAGAAUCAUGUGUAAUAUCCUACAACAAUUGAAUUGGAGGGCCCUUUGAAGGUAAUAAAUAUUAGUGUAAUUUUUCUUAUCAGAAAUAUAA
Molecule: messenger RNA, 2838 nt
Organism: Pistacia vera
Lineage: Eukaryota; Viridiplantae; Streptophyta; Magnoliopsida; Sapindales; Anacardiaceae
Product: ATP-dependent DNA helicase Q-like 5
Exons: 19
Coding region: 1-2742 (913 amino acids)
Biological process (GO): double-strand break repair via homologous recombination
Cellular component (GO): cytoplasm; chromosome; nucleus
Molecular function (GO): ATP binding; 3'-5' DNA helicase activity; nucleic acid binding
Source: RefSeq, a predicted model, not a curated record